Molecule: messenger RNA, 900 nt
Organism: Cajanus cajan (pigeon pea)
Lineage: Eukaryota; Viridiplantae; Streptophyta; Magnoliopsida; Fabales; Fabaceae
Source: RefSeq, a predicted model, not a curated record
AUGCCCUCUUAUGCAAGAUUUAUGAAGGAGCUUCUGACAAAGAAGAGAAAAUUGAGCGAGGAUGGAACAGUGGAAUUUGAGGCAGGUUGCAAUGCUAUAAUUCAGAAGUCACUUCCACAAAAAUCUAGAGACCCAGAGAGUUUCACUUUGCCAGUUACCAUUGGCAAUCUUUCUGUGGGGAAAGCAUUGUUGGACUUAGGCGCUAGUAUCAAUCUUAUGUCUUUAUCUAUGUUACAGAUGAUAUGUGAGGUGGAGGUGAGACCUACCACGAUGACUCUGCAGCUGGCUAAUAGAUCUAUAAAGUAUCCUCAUGGCGUUGUUGAAGACCUCUGGGUUAAAGUUGAUAAAUUUUGGUCCCCAGUUGAUUUUGUUGUCAUGGACAUGGAGGAUGAUUAUGAAGUUCCUCUCAUUCUGGGACGACCAUUCAUGAAGAUAGCCAAGGUCAUCAUUGAUGUUGAUGAUGGCAAACUCAAGGUUAAAGUGCAGGACGAUGAAGUGAGUUUUAAUGUCUUUAAAGCCAUGAAACAUCCAAGUGAUAAGACAGGUUGCUUUAGAGUGGAUGUGAUUGAUGAGUUAUGUAUGGAAGCUCAAAGAGAAUUCUCAGUAGCCAUACCAUUAGAGAAAUCAUUGGUGAAUGCAGUCAGUGAAAUCAAUGAUAAGGAAGAAAAAGAAAUUCACAAGUGUUUGGAGGAGUUGGACAAAGCAAAGGAGAUUUCUCCUAAUUCUACAAGUGUGCAAGAUUUAAACAAGGAGGAAAAGUCUCAACCUCAAAAGUUAGAACGGAAGCAAUUGCCAAGCCAUCUCAAAUAUGUGUUUCUAGAAGCAAAUGGUGGCAAACCAGUCAUAAUCAGCAGUUCCUUAUCAAUAGAGGAGGAAAAAAAGUUAGUUGAAGUUUUGUAG